AUGCACGGCGGGCUGCCUCUGACCCCGCGAGGUUGGGCAGCUCCUCCAAGCGGCAAACUCUCUGCUGCUUCUACAUUUCCACCGUCCCCUGCAGAUGCCGACGAAAACGGCGCACUAGAUAUCCGUGAGGACCACCGAAGCGACCGCAAGGCUAGAAAGCGGGGGGAGAGGGCGCGCACAUCUACUUGGGAACCACACAGCCUGAGCCAAGCACCCCUUAGUGCGCUGAAGCUGUUUAAGGGGGACACACUAGUUUCGAAAAAGGAGAUCAAGCAGGCACAGAGGGAUCGACAGGAGAAAAAGCGGAACCGAGAGAACAUUGCGCUCAAGAAAAAGAAGGAGGAAAUCGAGACAGCGUUCAACGCAGAAGUGGAUAUUGCAGAACGGGGUGUAGAGCCGUACAAGGCCAGUACGCUGAAGCGCUGGCUGAAGCUUGCGGUCUAUUUCCUUAAUAAUGGCGGCAAGCUGCCUGAAUAUGGUUUUUUAAAUGACAUCUAG
Molecule: messenger RNA, 498 nt
Organism: Cyclospora cayetanensis
Lineage: Eukaryota; Apicomplexa; Conoidasida; Eucoccidiorida; Eimeriidae
Exons: 2
Coding region: 1-498 (165 amino acids)
Source: RefSeq, a predicted model, not a curated record